UCGAUAAAUCUAGAAUUUACUUUUCUCAUCUCUUUCGGGCAUUGUGUUGUCAACACGUUUUGUGAGAAAAAUUAAUUUAAGGGAAAAUGCCACCAAAGAAAACAAGUGUAAAUCAACUUUAUGCUGGUUAUAAAGCUACCUAUCAGAAACCAAUGGCGAACUCUGCUUACGAUCACAUGUCCAUAUCAAAUAGUUAUGGAAGAGCCGCUGAGACUCCAAUAUUUCAGGCACCUGUUGAACCAAAACGGCGUGGUCGCCCGCGAAAGAACGCGGCAUCAACUGUAGCGAAGGCGGAAGAAAGUGUUGCCACUCAAGUCGCUAGGUCUUUAGUUCGGUCGUUAAAGGAUAAUAAGAAACCUCUACUUACGGAAAAUCAUGGAUUUAAUCGUAAUCAAAAACCGGAUUAUAUUGUAUCUGGCUUCUACUACGAAGAACAAUUGGUGUUUGCCGUAAGAUUUAAGGGUAGAAAGACCCCGGAUUUUAUUUGUGCCAAAGAAUUGAAGCUUAGAGCUCCAGAAUUGUUAAUCAAUUUCUAUGAAUCGCGUUUGCACUACACUCACAAUGAUUGAUUUGUUUAUUAUACUGCAAUAUUUAUUAAUUAUCCUCAAUUAAAUUUACUCUUAU
Molecule: messenger RNA, 624 nt
Organism: Drosophila albomicans
Lineage: Eukaryota; Metazoa; Arthropoda; Insecta; Diptera; Drosophilidae
Exons: 4
Coding region: 87-569 (160 amino acids)
Cellular component (GO): nucleus
Source: RefSeq, a predicted model, not a curated record